AUCACCUUCUCAUAUUAUAUCAAACGGUCCCAAACUCCGUACGUGUCAAGAGAUGGCCGACGUCAGAGACCGAGACCGCCCGCAGCCCCACCAGCUGCAGGUCCACCCCCAGCACGGCCGCUACGAGGGCGGCAUGAAAGGCACCUUGAUUGGCGACCGUGGCGGUGGCGGCCCGUCUGCCACCAAGGUGCUGGCGGUGAUGGCCUCCCUCCCCGUGGGCGGGUCCCUGCUGGCGCUCGCUGGGUUCACCCUGCUCAUGACCGUCGUGGGCCUCGCGAUCACCACCCCCCUGUUCAUCCUCUUCAGUCCGGUGCUUGUGCCUGCUGCUGUUGUCGUGGGCCUUGCAGUCACCGGGUUUCUGACCUCCGGGGCCUUUGGGCUCACUGCCUUGUCUUCCCUCUCAUGGGUUCUCAGGUAUAUAAGGCAAGCUCGGGGCACGUCUACGCUGAUGCAUGAUCCGCUGGACGCAACGAAGAGGCGCAUGCAGGAUAUGGCAGGCUAUGCUGGACAGAAGACCAAGGAAAUGGGCCAGCAGAUCCAAAGCAAGGCAGGGGCACAAGAAGGCAGGACAUAAGCGCCGGGCCGAGCCCAAAUAUGCCCUCGAUUGAGGGAGCCGAGUCAUGGCCGGCUCAGCAGGGUAAAGAAAUUCCGGUGGAGAUGGGAAUAAUAAUAACUACGGCAAUUCCUAGUCUUUUAGGGGAUACUUCUAGCUGUACUAUUUCUGUCUUUAAUUUAUGCGUCUUUGUUUUUCAUGUAAAGGGCUACCUAUGAAGUUUGGGUACAUUAGACUCUCUGUCUGUGGAAAGACUUUGAAAUAUGCAUGUGGUGUUGCUAAGUUCCAUUUUGGGAUCAGUCUGCCGUACAUGUCCUGAAAUGGGAUUUGCUGCGGCGCUUUUUUGCCAA
This is a messenger RNA of Punica granatum (pomegranate), 903 nucleotides long. Lineage: Eukaryota; Viridiplantae; Streptophyta; Magnoliopsida; Myrtales; Lythraceae. The record is from RefSeq and is a predicted model, not a curated record.